AGAGAGAGAGAGAGAGAGAGAGAGAGAGAGAGGAGGGCAGCAGGGGGAGAAAAAAGGCUUAAUCAAUUCAGGGUAGAUGGGAGGGAUGUUGCUGCUGUCCCUGCCGAGGCUCCAGUGCCUCUGCUGUAGUGCUGCAUGUAGCCGAGUGUUUGUGUGAGCAGAGAGGACGACUCGGCUGCUGCUGCUGACUGCUUACUGGGAACCAGACACCAGCCCAGCCACGACUCCACAUCCUGGAGCCGACUGACUGACUGACUGUCUGACUAUAGCUGGGUCUUCAGUAAACGAGAAAACAGGGAUGAUACAUGGACUAAAGAGGGAGCAGCAAUAGCCUGAGGUCGGAGAAGGUGUUUUUGUUGCUGACUUCCUGAGUAACCUUGUGCCAUUUCUGAGUCAGGAGGAGUAGGCCUAGUUAGUUACAUUGACAGACAAUCACUAUACGUCCUUUUUGUUUUUGUAUUUUGGCAUUCAAAGUGACAAAUUCAAUAUUUGGAGCGCCUUAGCAAUAUAAAACACUUGACUAAUCCUGCUCAAUUGAACAUUAUCAUCUUUUCGGCCUCCUCCUCUACCCAUGCAGCCUCAGUUAUUUCAACGUUCCACCUCCUGUGUGCUCGCACGGUGCUUGUUGUAAAGUGGCAGAGAUGACAUCCCAAAACCUCUUUGCCUCAGCCUCGUUACACAACUUGACCCAAGGAUAACCAUCAAUCCCCCAAGCGCCACUCGUGGGCCGACACACUCCCAGACACAGAGCCCCACCCCUGGCUUCAGGCAGUAUGGGAGACGGGAGCUGGGUCUGUCUGAGCCCAGCUGAGUUCACCCAGCUGCAACAAUACAGCGAGUACUCCACAAAGAAGCUGAAGGAUGUGCUGGAGGAGUUUCAUGGGGAAGGAAUUCUUUCCAAAUACAAUCCAGAGCAGAAGCAAGACGUUCUCAACCAACCCAUUGAUUAUGAUGGCUUCCAGCUCUUCAUGGCCACUUACCUGGAAAAUGACAUCCCAGAGGAGCUGUGUCAGCACCUCUUCACCUCCUUCAAGAGCAAGACAGGAGGUUGCUCUCCCGCUCAGUCUCGUGCAGGAACAAGCUUACUGGAGGCCCGUUCCAUUGACGCAGGCAUCUCUAUUCAGACCGAAGUGGCCUGUGCCCCCAUUACAGGGAUGAACGGGAAAAGUAUCCUGUCCGCAAUGGGCCGGCACACACCGGAGCACUCCAGUGUGAUGAGUGCAGCAGCAAGCUCGGGAGCCAACACCUCCCCUUGUUUAUCUCGCUCCUCCUCGCAGCAUUCAGGGACAGGGGCCUGCACACCUGGAGGUCCCCACCGAUCACCCUGCACCCAGGUCAAAACCUCAGAGGCGAGCAGCAAUGCCCUGACCCCCAAUGCUGGUCCUGCCAGGUCACCAGUGUCCCCCAAACUUUCACCAGAGAGGAGCCACUCCGAGAAGCAUUUGUCGCUGCGGAGGAGUCCGUCACCCCAGAAAGGCUCCCCCCUGCCAUCGCCCCAGGUGGUCUUUCUCAAGGACAUCGUCUGCUACCUUUCCCUGCUGGAGAGAGGGACACCGGAGGACAAGCUGGAGUUCAUGUUUCGGCUGUACGACACAGACGGCAACGGGGUUCUGGACAGCUCGGAGUUGGAUCGCAUCAUCAAUCAGAUGGUGCAUGUGGCAGAGUAUCUGGAGUGGGAUUCAACAGAACUGCGACCGAUACUGAAAGAGAUGAUGGAAGAGAUUGACUACGACAGAGACGGGACAGUCACACUGGAGGAGUGGAUCAGAGGAGGCCUUACCACCAUCCCUUUACUGGUCCUGCUGGGCAUGGAAACGAAUGUACAAGAAGAUGGGCAGCAUGUUUGGCGCCUGAAGCACUUCAACAAACCAGCCUACUGUAACUACUGCCAUACCAUGCUGCUCGGAGUCCGCAAGCAGGGCCUCUGCUGCUCCUUAUGCAAGUACACAGUGCACGAACGCUGUGUGUCCAAAGACAUCGCUGCCUGCAUCAGCACCUACGCCAAGUCCCGGAGACACACUAACGCUAUGCAGCAUGUUUGGAUGGAGGGUAACUCUCCUACCAAGUGCGACCGCUGUCACAGAAGCAUCAAAUGUUACCAGGGCCUGACGGGCCUGCACUGUGUCUGGUGUCAGAUCACUCUCCAUAAUAAGUGUGCAUCUAAUGUGAAGCCGGAGUGUGACGGAGGAGCCUUGAGGGACCACACUCUGUUGCCUUCGUACAUCUGCCCCGUUGUCUUGGACCGUCAUUCUGUGGUGAAGCGCGGUGAGGGGGAGUCGCCACACAGCACCAGCCCCGAUGACAUCACUCAGAUUUUCAAGUUCUCCCCUGGAGACGGACAAGCACUGCAGAUCACCCCUCUCCCAGGUACUCACCCGCUCCUGGUCCUGGUCAAUCCCAAGAGUGGAGGGAGACAGGGGGAGCGGGUACUGAGGAAGUUCAGGUACCUACUAAACCCCAGGCAGGUGUACAGUUUGGACCAAGGGGGACCAAUGGUAGGGCUCAACUUUUUCCAUGAUGUCCCUGAUUUCCGGGUGCUUGCUUGCGGAGGUGACGGCACUGUGGGCUGGAUCCUCGACUGUAUAGAUAAGGCCAACUUUGCCAGGCACCCUCCAGUGGCCAUCCUCCCUCUGGGCACGGGGAACGACCUGGCUCGCUGCAUACGCUGGGGAGGAGGUUACGAGGGUGGCAGCUUGCUGAAGUUUCUCCGGGACAUCGAGCACAGCACAGAGGGGGUGCUGGACCGCUGGAACAUAGACAUCGUCCCUGACGACAAGGAGGAGAAGGGAGACCCCGUCCCCUACAGCAUCAUCAACAACUACUUCUCUAUUGGAGUGGAUGCCUCCAUCGCCCAUCGCUUUCAUCUGAUGCGAGAAAAGCACCCUGAGAAGUUCAACAGCAGAAUGAAGAACAAGCUCUGGUACUUUGAGUUUGGCACCACUGAGACCAUAUCUGCCACCUGCAAGAAACUUAACGAAUGCAUAGAAGUCGAGUGCGACGGUAUCAUCAUGGACCUCAGCAACACUUCCUUAGAGGGCAUCGCUGUGCUCAACAUUCCCAGCAUGCACGGCGGCUCCAACCUGUGGGGCGAGACGAAGAAGAGGAGGAACUACAACCGCAUGAGCAAGAAGGUUUCUGACAGGAUGCCAGCCAGCACCGUCACCGAUGCUAAAGAGCUCAAAUUUUGCAUGCAAGACUUCAGUGACCAGCUGUUGGAGGUAGUUGGCCUGGAAGGGGCAAUAGAGAUGGGACAGAUCUACACUGGACUGAAGAGUGCCGGACGCAGACUGGCUCAGUGUACCAACGUCACCAUCAGGACGUCCCGGCGGCUGCCCAUGCAGAUCGAUGGUGAGCCCUGGAUGCAGCCCCCCUGCACGAUCAGGAUCACACACAUGAACCAGGUCCCCAUUUUACUGGGCCCGCCUCAGAAGACGCCGUUCUUUUUCUUCAAGAAACGCAACCGGAGCCGCGACUAGGAUACAUGCAUGCACACACAAAAACACAUAGAGUCCAUUUACGCAAACACACACACACACACACGCACACACACACGCCACCCACUGUAUAGGCAGCUCCAUCAGACGACUGGUACACUGUUCCCUGGUUGGAGAAUGAAAGUGGGACGUUCAUCAACCUGAUCAGUGUGGAACAUUCCUGAAGUCAGGAUGCCUACAGACAAUUCAUUCCCAGAGUAACGUGCAGUGAUGGCACCCAAAAAGAAAUGACUCUCAGUAUACAGUACCGACCUUUUCCUGUGUAACCAUCAUCCUCUAGUUAUUUUCCCCAAAACUC
Sander lucioperca (pikeperch) is the source of this 3792-nucleotide messenger RNA. RefSeq names its product diacylglycerol kinase beta (gene dgkg). The record is from RefSeq and is a predicted model, not a curated record. Gene Ontology annotation, biological process: lipid phosphorylation; diacylglycerol metabolic process; intracellular signal transduction. Lineage: Eukaryota; Metazoa; Chordata; Actinopteri; Perciformes; Percidae. The transcript is spliced from 27 exons. Bases 774 to 3476 code for a protein of 900 amino acids. Gene Ontology annotation, cellular component: plasma membrane. Gene Ontology annotation, molecular function: calcium ion binding; ATP-dependent diacylglycerol kinase activity.